AUGGAUAACGUAAACACCAAACCAAAAGAGAGGACGAAGCAGGAGGAGGCCCGAGAGCACUCGAGCAGCGGGCGCACUCGGGGGUACGCGAGGAGCAGGGGUACGCGUGGCCGGGGACUUGUAAGGGGCAUUAGCUGGCCCCCUCUUGAGAGCAUGGGGUCGGGGGAUGCAUCACCACAGGCGCCCGCAUCUAACGUCUUGACGGAGACGGAAAGGGGUGAGGACGCGCCGCUACAGGAGGCGCCCGACGAGGCACCCUUGCAACAGCAGCAACAGCAGUCACUGCAGGGGAAUAAGCGGAAGGGGGACGAGCUGACGCCGCCCGAGAACAUAGUGUACUCGGACGGAGAGCUCUCUCUCCCGUACAGGUCCGGGGCAGAAGAUGCAAACACGCAGCGCAAAGCUGCGUCCACCGAGGGGGAGGGAAAGGGGACCGUAAUCCUCUCAGACGAGGAAGAAGCACCACGACCGCCUAUGGGAACCCGCCCAAGACGCAAGAGGUGCACGGCUACCGCCAAGGUAGCGUACCUGGAGGACGACUCCGACACGGGGGAGACCGAUUCGGUGUGGAGCGCGAAGGAUACGAACCCGUGGGUCACUAAGAAAGCACCGGCGGGUAGACAGAAAAAGGGCAAAGCUGCGGCUCGGCUCCAGGAAGAAACCCCGCAGGGGACGGGGCCUGUGGAAUACAGGCUCAUGACGGCAUCGGACCUCGGGGCCCAGAUAACGGAGUGGCUCGAGGAUAUAGAUGCCAUAAGGGGAAAAUGCAAGUUGCAGGGUCAAGUGAGUAGCGAGAUAAAGAGCAGGGUGGCCUUGGCGAAGGAGGCCCUGCUCACGAUGACCGUGAAAGCGGAGGCGGCAGGCGAUCCCGCCCUCCUGCGGGCGCGCAAUAAUGACCUAGAGGCCCAGCUGCGUGACGCCCGUCGGGAAAGGGACGAGCUCCAGCUGGAGCUAGAAAAAAACCGGCACGACCAAGAGAGGGCCGGAGUGGACGCUAGGAACCGCACGACGGUCUCCUAUGCGCAGGUCGCUAGCAGGGGCUCGACGACAAGUGCCGACGAACGACUACCGGGAGCCGUCCGAAAGACGACGGCUCUUGAUCUUGGGGUGGCCGCGAGAAGCGAGGUCGAGGCAAUCGAGGUGCCGACGACGGCGGCAUCAGCUGGUACCUCAGAGUUUGAGUUCCGCCUAACGGGGUCUCAACUCGAACUCAUCCCGGACAACGACAGGGCCAGGAACGAGGAGCUGGCCAGGCAGGCUGAGGCGCUGAAACAGGUGCGGGAAGAGGUGAAUAGGAUAUCCCGCUUGCUCCUCAGUGCCACGAGCGGGGGAGGAAGAGCCCACCCAAAUCCCCCCCAUGGUAUGGGCAGCCACGCUGGUGGGACCGCACAGGGGAUGCACACAGCGCAAACCAGCUGCGUGCAAGCCACCGCAGAGGGAGGACAGCGGCUCUCGGAGGACCGAGGUACGAGCGACCCUCCGAUGGAGGUCGAAGGUAGCACUGGUGCACGGGACCGCAGAAGCGGUACCAACAAGACGAGGAAGGGGAAGCCGCCUGGGGGAGAGACGUCGAGCGGCGCAAUACCGGAGGCCGUACAGACUUCCCCAACAGAGGCCCCGGGGCGCACAGGGGGGACCGGACCCAGCGCGGUCCGCCGUAGAGCCCCAAGGGGUGCAGCUGUGGCCAUCAAGGGCAAAGGAGAGAACGUCCGCUACGCGGAAAUUCUCAAAUUUGCCCGCGAAAAGAUACAGCUCGAGGAGCUGGGUAUAGGAGAGACCAGGAUACGGCGGGCAGCCAACGGGGGGGUUCUCAUCGAGAUUCCCGGGCCCGAAAAUGCAAAGAAGGCCGACGCCCUGGCAGUGCAGUUGACCAGGGUGAUCGCGGUGAGAUAUGGCGACACGGUCUCAGUGACAAGGCCGGUUACCAAGGGCGAGCUGAGAGUGCAGGGCCUGGAUGGCUCCAUGUCCAGUGGGGAACUGGCUGGCAUCCUCGCUGAGCAGGGUGGCUGCAAACCGGAUGAGAUCCGCGUGGGUGUCCCGAGAGGGACACCCAACGGGCUAUUCAGCGUGUGGGUGCAGUGCCCUUUGAGGGCAGCCACGAUUAUCGCAUCAAAGGGUAAGAUCAGGAUUGGCUGGGUCACGGCCAGGGCGGUGCUGCUGGAUGCGCGCCCCAGGCAGUGCUUUAAGUGCUGGGGAUUUGGCCGUAUAGGGAGUGCGUGCAAAGAGCCGACAGAACGCCGGGCAGCGUGCUACAGGUGCGGUACCGAAGGCCACCAGGCACGUGACUGUGCGGCCAAACCUAAAUGUGCGGUGUGCCAAGAGAGUGGGAAAGAUAGCGCCCACAGGAUGGGUUCCGGACGCUGCGCGUCCGUAGGCGAACGGGGUCGGAGGCCCGCAACCAAUCCCAGCGAAAAUGGCCAAGUGUGUCCAGAGUAA
Messenger RNA from Diprion similis, 2436 nucleotides. RefSeq lists its product as uncharacterized. Lineage: Eukaryota; Metazoa; Arthropoda; Insecta; Hymenoptera; Diprionidae. The record is from RefSeq and is a predicted model, not a curated record. Gene Ontology annotation, molecular function: zinc ion binding; nucleic acid binding. The coding region runs from base 1 to 2436 and encodes 811 amino acids. The transcript has a single exon.